AUGCCGCGGCGCGUUCAGGAGUUGGAGCUACGUCCUAGUCCUAAGAAAAUGAAGGUUCUAGAACCUCCGCCAAGUUUGGACGUGAGUUUCUGUGACGACGAAGCACUCCCGCCUGGAAUAAUCUUCACUGAUGUCUUACAAAAGAAGUGGCGUAUUGGUAAACCCGUUGGAAGAGGUAGUUUUGGACGAAUAUACUUAGCGUCAGACGAAAUCGACAAAGAAGUUACAAAAUUAAAUGCCAGAUAUGUUGUAAAGAUUGAACCUCACACCAACGGACCUCUUUUUGUUGAAGUACACUGUCUCAUAAGGACGGCCCAAGUCACUAAAGUCAGAAACUGGCGUCAACAACACAAACAGAAACGUCUUGGUAUGCCGGUAUACAUUUCAAGUGGAUCAUUCACCGAUGAGAAUUCAGGGACUAAAUAUAGAUUUCUCGUUCUGCCACGGUACGACGUGGAUUUACAGAAAAUCAUAUCGAGAACUAAAGUGUUGGAUCUCAAAAAUGUUCUCAUCAUCGCCAUACAGAUACUUGAUGUAUUGGAAUAUAUGCACAAUCAGGGAUACACACAUUCAGAUAUAAAGAGUUCAAACUUGAUGCUAGGGUUUGAUGGUAAUAAAAUUAACAAAACCCUGGUCAAACCUGCGCCAUCUUAUCAGAAAGACAAUAAGCAAUUAGUCCUUCUAUCCAGAAAACAUAGGAAGACUAAAACCAGUAAAUCUAGAACCUCAAACUAUUAUGAUGAUGAAGAUUUCAUUCUACCUGAUAGGCCUUCGUUAGAAAGUCCCGAAAACAGUCAAAGAUUGGCGUCCGUUAAAAGAAAACUAAGAAAAAUGUUAUCAGACAAAGAUACUAGAACACUUAAUAGGCACCACGCGUUCAAUUUACGACAAUUAUCAAAUUACGUUAAUUACGAAGAUUUAAAUAGCUCGGUAUGUUCCGAUCAGUCGUAUCAGAAACUUCUAGAUGAUUACGGCAACCAAACUAUUAUUAUAUCUGGUAAAAUAAAGAAAACUAUGGCAGAAAAUGGUGAUUUGGUGUCAAGUUUAAACGAAGUGUAUAGAGAAGCUGUUUUAUCACAAUCUAACGGUCAGAUAUAUUUGUUGGAUUACGGUCUAGCAUCAAAAUUUCUUGAUUCCAAUGGAAAUCAUAAAGAUUUUAGUAUGGAUGCCAGAAAAGCUCAUGAUGGUACUUUGGAAUAUAGUUCAAGAGACUCUCAUAUUGGGGCUCAUUCAAGGCGAUCUGACUUAGAGACGUUAGGGUAUAAUUUAUUGGACUGGCUAACCGGUACAUUACCUUGGAAAACCGCUGAAGUUUUACAAGAACCGGAUCUAGUGCAUAUACUGAAGAAAAACUAUAUGAGCGAUAUUAAAUCGUUACUAAAAGCGUGCUUCAAAACUGAAUUCUACCCUCAAUUCAUGGAAAGAUAUCUCCAAUACGUCACAAGUCUGGAUUUCACCCAGAAACCAGAUUACGACUAUUGCAGGAGUUUAUUUAGGAGCGAACUACUUAAGCACAAUUACGUAUUAGAUAAAGAAUUAUCUGUUAACUUCAUGGAUUCUCCCAUGUCGCCAAUUAAUCGUAAGCUUUGCUAUUCGAAGAGAUUCGGACGGAAAAAUACUCCGCCCGACUUCCUAGCGAGAAAUGGCAUUAAAAAGGUAUACGAAAGGGAAAAUGUAUGUUCGUUUGAGAACGAUCUCAAACUGGAAUUACUUAAACAAACUUUAAAUACGUCACGCGAUAGUAUAAGAAAACCGUGCGCAUCUAGAAAUUUCUUUAUAUCCGACGCGGACUUAGUGGCUAGAUUGAAGAAAUCGCUCAUGCCGCACGAUAUUUUUGGUAAAAAACUGUCUCCCAAGAAUUUAAGAUCUAAUAAAAAGAACAUCAAACGCAAAGGUGUCAAGCGACAUAGGAAUAGCAUCGGUAAAUUCGGAAAACUAAUGGGUUCCGCGCGACAAUUCACUUGGGCUGAGAUAUUAGCACAGAACCCUGAACAUAUCAUACGUAAAGAUCGCACCGAAAAAGACGAUGAUGUAUGUAAAUACAAAAUACCUGACUACCCAUCGGAUAACAUAGAUUCACAAACACCUCUACUAAAUAAAGAUUAUUUAGUCAAUUUGAACCCAACGUAUGCCAUGACCGAAGUAAUCAAUAACUUGAAGAAGAAACUAAGCGGAAAACCUAUCAAAGAAAAUGAAGAAUUACAAUCACACUUAGAAGGAUACACUCCUGCUAUGAUAAGAGUGUACAAAUUGAGAGAGAAAAGAUUAUUGAAAGAAAAACAUGAAGCAAACAAAAAACUAAGUAAUGAAGUUGUAAUCACAACGAGAUGCACAAGAUCUAUGGCAAAUAAAAAUAAAACUAAUCUCAGCAUAAACAUUAAGGAGACGGACAAAAUUAAUGUACCUGAAGUCACAAAAUCUCCUAAAAGAAGUACAAGGAAAACUAAAGGAAAAAGUAGUCCUAAAGUUACAGAAACAGUAGAAAUUACAAAAUCUAACACUAAAAGUAGUAAAAGCACUAAAAAGUCACCAAAAAAGGCUACCGUUUCAACGAACAGAAGACGGUUGAGAAGUAGCAAACGUAAAAAAUAA
Danaus chrysippus (African queen) is the source of this 2592-nucleotide messenger RNA. The record is from the annotation of a GenBank genome assembly. NCBI's taxonomy places the organism in Eukaryota, Metazoa, Arthropoda, Insecta, Lepidoptera, Nymphalidae.